Grammomys surdaster is the source of this 2328-nucleotide messenger RNA. RefSeq names its product THAP domain containing 1 (gene Thap1). Gene Ontology annotation, molecular function: sequence-specific DNA binding. The coding region runs from base 390 to 1019 and encodes 209 amino acids. The transcript is spliced from 3 exons. The record is from RefSeq and is a predicted model, not a curated record. NCBI's taxonomy places the organism in Eukaryota, Metazoa, Chordata, Mammalia, Rodentia, Muridae.
UAUCCAUAGCAAAACAAUUACGGAAACAAAUUUUGAAAUGUUCUCUCAGGUUUUGGGGAGAGUGCUACUGUUCAUGUUUAAUAAUGUUUGCUAGAGAGUAAGGCUUGUAUGCUGUUUUCUCCGUGGGAAGAGGAUAGAAUAUAUCCUAAACAACGACUUGGUUGAUUGAAAUUUCAUGCAUCCUCAGAAUGUAGGAAUUGAUCAGGAAAUGGUGACAGGGACAUGCAUUCGACUUGCCACCCCCCCUUCCCUAUGCUUUAUUAAGAUGGCCCAGGGAAUCUUCAAAUAUACAGACUAGUUAAAAAUGGCACACAUCGAAAAUACCGUUUCAACUGCUGGAUAUUGAAAAAAUAAAAACAUGAGUCUUAUUCCUUAUCUAAGAACAGUAAAUGGCAAAGAUCGUGCUCGACAGUUCAGAAUUUGUGCUCCUAUUCCAGGAGACGAGAUACUACGAUGUGUUUCCUCUUACUCGCCCCAGUCUUUGUAAACAGUGGGAGGCAGCUGUUAAAAGAAAAAACUUCAAGCCCACUAAGUACAGCAGUAUCUGUUCUGAGCACUUUACUCCAGACUGCUUUAAGAGAGAGUGCAACAACAAGUUAUUGAAGGAGAACGCUGUGCCCACAAUAUUUCUCUAUAUCGAGCCACAUGAGAAGAAGGAAGACCUGGAAUCCCAAGAACAGCUUCCCUCUCCUUCACCCCCCACUUCCCAGGUGGAUGCUGCUAUUGGGUUGCUAAUGCCCCCUCUCCAGACCCCAGAUAACCUCUCUGUUUUCUGUGACCACAAUUACACUGUGGAAGACACAAUGCACCAGAGGAAGAGGAUCCUCCAGCUGGAGCAGCAGGUGGAAAAGCUCAGGAAGAAACUCAAGACGGCCCAGCAGCGGUGCCGGAGGCAGGAGAGGCAGCUGGAAAAGCUGAAGGAAGUGGUCCACUUUCAGAGAGAGAAGGACGACGCAUCAGAGAGGGGCUAUGUGAUUCUACCAAAUGACUACUUUGAAAUUGUUGAAGUACCAGCAUGAGCAGAUGAGAUGCCGUGGGGACAAGACUGUACACCUUCUUUUACCCUACAUACAGGAGUCCAUUUGAAAAAAAUAACACCUAAUUACUUGUAUUAAAAAAACAAUAUUUUUUUAAAAUAAAUUAGAUAUAUACUGUAAAAUUGUAAUUUUUUUGUUUGUAAUCUCAGAGUUUCUACAUUUUAACAAAAUAUUUUAAAAAAUCCUUAAACCACCACUAUAGUGUUGUAUAUUGGUUUCAAGAUGGUGGAUUGUUUUUCAUUUGAGUAUUUAUAGAAAUAAUGUAAAAAAAAGUAGAGAGGGUAAGGUGUGGUAAAAAUGAUUUAAGUUUAAAAAUUAAUGCCCUUUUUGAGAUAACUUAUAAUUUAAAUCAGAAGUAUAAGUGUGAGCAUUGGACAUAGCCUUUCAGAAUAUAAAGAUGUACAUACACACAUUUUGUAUUUAUAGUCAGAGCUUCAUUUAUUUUUCUCAAUCACUUAGCAAAAAUGAACUGUCAAGCCAAUAUUUGAGGAAAACAAUAUUUUGCUGUCUUCAGAAAAAUCAUUCCAUAGUUAAUAGCUUCAUAAAGAGUAGAGUUUUAAGAGUUGGUCCUGUCUUGUCCCUAGCUUUAUGAAAUUGGAAGUGUAUCAGUGAAGUGAGAACUGGGGGCUGGGCUGGAGAGAUGUUUCAGUGGGAGAAGCGGAGCACAAGCCUGACUACCUGAGUUUAACCCCUGAGACCCAUGCAAAGGUGGACGGAGAGAACCACUCCACAGAGCUGCCUUCAGGCCCCCACAAGUGCUGUGGCAACUUUCUAAAAUAAAAAUUGGGAGCUGUUUCCUGAUAUGGUCUGAUCAUCCCCUAGCUAAAGGCACCUAAUUCCACAGCUGUAGUUAAAUCUGCAUUCAGAUCUCUGAUAAAUUAUUUCUGUAGAGUUUGAUUUGUACUAUCAUACGGUACCUUUGCCCUUAAGUAUUUGAUCAUUUUACCCUCAACUGUUUGAUUUUGGUCAAGACAUUGCAUAGAAAAUAUUUUUUUUCACUCUUAAGUUAGAAAUUAUAUCCAAUUUACUUCAAGUGACUUAUGUUCAAAAGUAAUGUGUUGUGUUUAUGUCACUGUUGAGACUUAAAUAUUGCAGUUUCUGUUCACACUGUGGAUUGUCUUCUAACUGUGAGAAAGCUUACAUAUAUUUGAUGAAAAUGUGUUCUGAGUAAACAAGUGCUGAUAAAAGAAUUCUCUAGGUUUAGGAGAACCAUAUUUUAUAUUUCAGAGUACACUGUAGUUGAAGAGUAGCGGACCUUUCAAGACAGUAUUAAAGAUAUGUUAUCCCAGUA